UUCUCCCUUUUCUCUUUUUUUAUUUCAUUUUCACAUCGAUGCGUAACGCAGUGAUGCUCGGACGAGCGCGCUCAUCAUAGCCGGGUGUGAAUCGAUAUCUCCUUUGCUGCCCCUUCUCUACCUAUCGCCGCGUUUUCGCGAUUAUUCGCGGUACCCGCGAUCGAUCGACACGUUUUCCGUGAUUUGACGGGACUAAUAGAUUCGACAGAUCCCAGAAUAGUUCAGCGAUUUGGAUCGGGAGGUCGGCGGAAGUCGCGCUUCCGAAACGCGGACGUUUUCCCGAAUGCCGGAGAUCAUCCGGAAUUCCGGUGCGCCGUGGAGCACGUCGGAGUGACAGCUAGAAACGCACCACCGCGUCAUUAAUUCAUGAUUGAUCGCAAUUGAAUAAUAAUGUGCAUACCGCGCGGGGUACCAGUGACAUUCCAGUAGUCGUCGAUGCGGACGAGCAGUAAUUGAACGAUCUGAUUGAGGAUGUUUGAAGAAGCGCGGUGAGGACUGAAUCGCUUUGAAGAUGGGGGCGAUGUUCAGGAGCGAGGAGAUGGCCCUUUGCCAGCUGUUCAUCCAACCAGAAGCGGCGUACCUGUCCGUCUCUGAACUUGGAGAAACCGGUACGGUGCAAUUUCGCGAUCUGAACGGCAACGUGAACUAUUUCCAACGGAAAUUCGUCAACGAGGUGCGACGAUGCGACGAACUGGAGCGCAAGCUCCGGUACAUCGAGACGGAAGUCAGGAAAGACGGUGUGCCGAUCCCGGAUAAUCUCACGGAAUUACCACGCGCGCCAAACCCGCGUGCGAUUAUAGAUCUCGAGGCACACCUCGAGAAAACAGAGAACGACAUACUAGAGCUGAGCCAGAACGCGGUGAACCUGAAGAGUAACUAUCUCGAGCUGACGGAGUUACAGCGCGUGCUCGAGAAGACAAAAGUGUUCUUCACGGAGGAGGAAGUCAAUGACUCGAUCACCAAGGCGCUCAUUAACGAGGAACCACAGAAUCCAGCCUUGACGGUUCGCGGACGUCUCGAAUUCGUCGGCGGGGUAAUAAAUCGCGAGCGAGUUCCAGCCUUCGAGAGAAUGCUCUGGCGCAUAUCCCGCGGAAAUGUGUUUCUCCGACAAAGCGAGCUCGAUAAACCCUUCGAAGAUCCAGCCACGGGUAACCAAAUCUAUAAAACGGUCUUUGUGGCGUUUUUCCAAGGAGAGCAACUGAAGGCUCGCAUCAAGAAGGUCUGCGCUGGUUUCCACGCCUCGCUGUAUCCGUGUCCGACCAGCCCGACCGAACGUCAGGACAUGCUGAAAGGUGUGCAAACGCGACUCCAGGACCUGAACUUGGUAUUAAAUCAAACGCAAGAUCAUCGUCAGCGUGUCUUGCACAACGUAGCUAGGGAAUUGCCAAAUUGGAGCAUCAUGGUGCGAAAGAUGAAAGCCAUUUAUCACACGAUGAACCUGUUCAACAUGGACGUGUCAAAGAAGUGCCUCAUUGGGGAGUGCUGGGUGCCCAUCGCCGAUUUGGGGACCGUGCAAAAUUGCCUCACCGAAGGAUCGCGGCUCUGCGGUAGUUCCAUACCAUCCUUCCUCAACGUGAUCCACACGGACGAGAAUCCGCCGACAUUCAAUAGGACCAACAGGUUCACGAAGGGCUUCCAGAAUCUGAUUGACGCGUACGGUGUGGCGUCGUAUCGCGAGGCCAAUCCGGCCCUUUAUACCAUUAUUACCUUUCCCUUCUUGUUUGGCGUUAUGUUUGGCGACGCCGGCCAUGGACUGAUAAUGCUGCUGUUUGCCCUAAUAAUGGUGCUGCGGGAGAAGAAGUUCCUGGCGGAGAAGUCCGACGACGAGAUCUGGAAUUUGUUCUUCGGCGGCCGCUACAUCAUCCUCCUCAUGGGUUUGUUUUCCAUCUACAGUGGUUUCAUCUACAACGACGCAUUCGCAAAGUCACUUAACAUAUUCGGAUCUAGCUGGCGGGCCAAGUUUACGUACAAUGAUACCUUGUAUAACAAGACACUGGAAUUGUAUUGCCAUGCGGAUGCGGGUCAUUAUUUGCAGACGCCCUAUCCACUUGGUAUGGAUCCAGUCUGGUCGCUCGCUCUCAAUAAAAUUGUAUUCCAGAACUCGUUCAAGAUGAAGCUGUCGAUCAUAUUCGGCGUCGCGCACAUGAUCUUCGGUGUGUGCAUGAAUAUCAUCAAUAUCGUGAAUUUCAAGAGGUACUCCGUCUUGUUCCUCGAAUUCUUCCCGCAAUUGCUCUUCCUUAUGUUGCUGUUUCUGUACCUGGCUGCGCUGAUGUUCAUCAAGUGGGUUUUGUACGACGCUUCGACCAGCGAUGAAGCAUACCAGCCACGUUGCGCACCAUCAGUCUUGAUCACGUUCAUCAAUAUGAUGAUGUUCAAUAAGGAACAAGCCAAUAUACCCACCAACUGUUCUGAGUACAUGUUCGAGGGACAGGGUAUCCUGCAAACGGUUUUCCUCUACCUCGCCCUCGCGUGCAUCCCGGUGAUGCUCUUCGGGAAACCGUUGUACAUCACGUACAAAGGGAAAAAUAAAUCUCCAGGGAAAUCUUACAGCAACGGAAGCGCGUCCCAGGACAUCGAGCUGCAGACGCAGGAGACACAGAUGCAAACGCAGACUGCGAGUACCAGCAACGACGCGAUGGCUAAUCAGCACUCUCACGAAGGUGAUGGCUUUGGUGAGCUGAUGAUCAACCAGACCAUCCACACCAUCGAAUACGUGCUCUCCACCGUGUCGCACACAGCAUCGUAUUUGCGAUUGUGGGCGCUUUCGCUAGCGCAUUCCCAGCUUUCAGAAGUAUUGUGGAACAGGCUCCUGCGGAUGGGCUUAGGUGCCGACCACGAGGAAUAUUACAAGAGCGCUCUGUUGUUCAUCUUCUUUGCUGCCUGGGCAUUCUUCACCAUCGUCAUCCUCGUCCUGAUGGAGGGCCUCUCGGCGUUCCUGCACACGCUUCGACUUCACUGGGUCGAGUUUAUGACCAAGUUUUACGAGGGUGUGGGAUAUCCCUUCCAGCCGUUCUACUUCAAGAGUAUUCUGGAUGCCGAGGAUGCCGAGGAGUAAACUGUCGCUAGUCCACAGCAAUAAUUGUUAGAUGUAUACCGCCGCGCGCGAAGACCUUUUUACAUUAGAUAUUCUCGUGUACGCGAGAGGCCUUGUUUUGCUGCCUGAGGAAGUACAGGAGGACCAAUCGAAACGCCGUGAUCGAUCUCAAGCGAGUCUGAUAAUGUGCCUUCUUCAGUAGUUUUAGUCAUUACUAUACAGUGCUGACAAAAAGUUCCGGAACGGUUAAAAAUCUUGGAAAAUAAUGAUUUAGUGGAAAAAUGUUUCAAACAAAAAGUAU
Messenger RNA from Ooceraea biroi (clonal raider ant), 3335 nucleotides. It is a transcript of the gene Vha100-2, whose product is annotated as V-type ATPase subunit a family protein Vha100-2. Gene Ontology annotation, biological process: vacuolar acidification; proton transmembrane transport. Lineage: Eukaryota; Metazoa; Arthropoda; Insecta; Hymenoptera; Formicidae. The record is from RefSeq and is a predicted model, not a curated record. Gene Ontology annotation, molecular function: proton-transporting ATPase activity, rotational mechanism; ATPase binding. Gene Ontology annotation, cellular component: vacuolar proton-transporting V-type ATPase, V0 domain; plasma membrane; vacuolar proton-transporting V-type ATPase complex.